Messenger RNA from Mytilus trossulus (common blue mussel), 2061 nucleotides. RefSeq lists its product as uncharacterized. Lineage: Eukaryota; Metazoa; Mollusca; Bivalvia; Mytilida; Mytilidae. The transcript is spliced from 11 exons. The coding region runs from base 32 to 1939 and encodes 635 amino acids. The record is from RefSeq and is a predicted model, not a curated record.
UUAUUAAGUAACACCUAAUCCUAAUCACGACAUGGAAAUGAGUACUAGAAAAAUGGUAACUUUCUUCGUCUUAGGGAUACUUCUGGUCAUAAAUAUAGAUAUAUCAAAUGGAGGAUGUGCUCCAAUGAGAUACGACAUCGCAUUUUAUUUCGUUAUUGAUGACCAAGUUUCAACAACAGGCAAAAAGCAGGGUCAGGUGGAUUUUGCAAAGGCAGUUGUCGCAAAAUUUAGUGUUGGGUACAUGCAAACCCGUUUUUCCUGUCAUAUAUAUGGGACUUCUCCGACUGAACUUUUUGAUUUCAAAACUAAAACUACAGUUACUGGUAUAAAUGAUGCUCUAGAUGAAUUCACAAGUAAAACAGGAUCCGGAAGUGUAGAAACAAUAGAAAACUUGAAAUAUGUAUGGACAGACAUAUUUACCGAAACAAAGGGGGAUAGACCAGAUAUACCAAAUUACUGUCUUAUGAUAGCAAUAGGUGAGAACAAUGAUACAUACUCCCUAGCAGGAAAAGAAAAACCAGACACUAUUGAUCUUAGGAUAUACGAUGCUGAAGCUGGUUAUACACAUCGAAAUUACUACACUGACAGACAACUUGAGCAGACAGCAACUAAAUACAUAAAGAUAAGUUCUUUGAGUAAUUUUUUAACAGAAGCAGAAGCUUUUACAGCUGUCUUCACAUGCGAUUAUUUUUGUGAUGUGAACUAUUUUACUUAUGAUGAACCAGAAAAUUUAAACACUAAUGCAGACAAAGCGACAGGUAAAAUAACGAUAUUAAUGGAUUCGGCAUGGGAAAUAACAUGUUGUGGAGUGAUUACAUCCUGGAUCUUUUAUGUCAAAGCCAGCGGCACACUUAAGAUCGGAGUAUUACGAAGUACUACAAAUGCCAAUAUUUACAGAGUUGUAGGGUUCACCUCAAUUAUUAUUCCAGACACUUACAUAAAUACCUUGGUUACCUAUGAUAAUGCUGCCGACGAAAAUAUUGCUAUCAUGGAAGGAGAUAAAAUUGCAUGGUACUCGUCUGGUGCCAACAUAAUAUCAUAUUCGACAUGUGCAACCACUACACGAAGUGACUGUCCACAGUCAACAAGACAAGUAACGUUUUCAGGAGGACUGGAAUCUGGUGAAACGAUCGACAUUUCGAGCGCAUCCACUCUCACUAAUAAAGCAUGGGCUCUAAAAUUUACAACAAAAAAUAACACCGAAAUUAUUAUCAGGACGAAUGAAAACGAAACAGAACUUGAAGAGAACACUGCAGUAGGUAAAUCAGCUAUUUUUCUUACAAUUGAAGAUCCUGAUGCCUUCGAAGACUACAGUUUUACAGUAACAGGGGAUCUCGACCAUUUGGAGUUAAACGUGGAUACGAUGACCCUUGAUUUAAAAAAGAAGUGGCCACCAGGAGGAGUGGAUAAACCACAAGUUGUGACAAUUGUAGGUACUGAUACAUGUCAGCAUACAGCAACUGUUACCCUUACUGUUAACUCUUAUAACGAGCCACCUAUUAUUAACAACCUUCCUCACAUCAUUGAAAUACUUGAGACGACUAAAACGGCAGUUCCUUUGUUCCAAAUCAAUGUUACAGAUGCUACCAAGGAUGAAAUAUGCUGCACCAUGCCAUUCACUUUACCUAAUACGUUCAACUUUGAGCUGAAAAAUACAACUGAUGUAUAUGGAAAUGUUACUGGUUUUUGGUUAUAUACCAUAGCAGCACCAGCAUUUGAAUACAGUGACAUUGAUUCGUAUCGUGUGUUUGUAUGUUGUCAAGACCCAUAUGGUUCGUCGUACAGUUAUUUAAUUCUAAGAUUGACAGAAGUGAAAAUCAUUGUGCCAUAUGUUCCACCUGAUUGGUUUUUCAGAGCACUGAUUCUAAGUUUGACACCAAUAGGUUUGAUGACAGCGGUGUCCUGCUUUACGUUACUUUUUACAGUAUUUUGGUUAUAAAGAUGUUCAACAAACAAUACAGUCAUUUGCAAAGAUAACCUACACUCUGUAAAAACAAUACACUAUAUACAAAAAGAAAGAAGACGGAAUACCUUUCACAAUAAACUAGUUUUGUACACAGA